Messenger RNA from Meloidogyne enterolobii, 246 nucleotides. NCBI's taxonomy places the organism in Eukaryota, Metazoa, Nematoda, Chromadorea, Rhabditida, Meloidogynidae. The record is from the annotation of a GenBank genome assembly.
AUGGCGAAAACGGUCCUAGUGGACCACCUGGAGAACCUGGACAGAAAGGACCACCAGGACCUAACGGUCCAACCGGACCCACAGGUAGCCCUGGUUCAUUGGGUGCCGGUGGGUCUUGUGACCAUUGUCCUACACCAAGAUUGGCACCUGGUUAUUGAAAUUUCUAGAAAAAUGUUUAAAGAGUAUGUAUGCCUUUUAGAAAUUUUUUUGAUUUUUAUUUCUUUUAAAUUUAUAUUUCCACCGUAA